AUGAGUGAAGAAAAUCUUUCUGAGGUUUCCAUUUCUCAGAGCCAACAGUAUGAAGUUACUGACUUCAGUCACAGACAUUCAAAACUAGCGCCACAUUUCAUCGGGUUAAACACUGUUGACAAAGUCGAAGAUUCUCCAUUAAAGGAAUUUGUUAAAUCACAUGGCGGUCAUACAGUCAUCUCAAAAAUCUUGAUCGCAAACAAUGGUAUUGCUGCCGUAAAAGAGAUCAGAUCCGUACGUAAGUGGUCUUACGAAAUUUUUGGCGAUGAAAGGACUGUACAAUUCGUAGCAAUGGCUACACCAGAAGAUCUUGAAGCAAAUGCGGAAUACAUCCGUAUGGCUGAUCAGUAUAUCGAAGUUCCAGGUGGAACAAAUAACAAUAACUACGCUAACGUCGACCUUAUCGUAGAAGUUGCUGAAAGAGCCGAUGUUGAUGCCGUUUGGGCUGGUUGGGGUCAUGCUUCCGAAAAUCCUCUGCUUCCAGAAAGAUUGGCUGCUUCCAAGAGAAAAAUCAUCUUUAUUGGUCCACCAGGUAACGCAAUGAGAUCUCUAGGUGACAAGAUUUCGUCAACUAUUGUCGCCCAACAUGCCAAGGUUCCAUGUAUUCCAUGGUCAGGUACUGGCGUCGAUGAAGUCCACAUAGAUAAGGAAACUAACCUAGUUUCUGUCGAUGAAGAAGUAUACCAAAAAGGUUGCUGUUCCUCUCCAGAAGAUGGUUUAAAGAAAGCUAAACAAAUUGGCUUUCCAGUGAUGAUCAAGGCAUCAGAAGGUGGUGGUGGUAAAGGUAUCAGAAAGGUCGAAAAUGAAGAAGAAUUCCUUUCAUUGUAUCAACAAGCUGCUAACGAAAUUCCAGGUUCUCCAAUUUUCAUUAUGAAGUUGGCUGGUAAAGCCCGUCAUUUGGAAGUUCAAUUGCUUGCUGAUCAAUACGGUACUAAUAUUUCUCUAUUCGGUCGUGACUGUUCCGUUCAAAGACGUCAUCAAAAAAUCAUCGAAGAAGCCCCUGUCACUAUUGCAAAGCCUCAAACAUUCACAGAAAUGGAAAAGGCAGCAGUUAGAUUAGGUCAAUUAGUCGGUUACGUGUCUGCAGGUACAGUUGAAUACUUAUACUCGCAUGACGAGGAUAAGUUCUACUUCUUGGAAUUAAACCCAAGAUUACAAGUGGAGCAUCCAACUACCGAAAUGGUCACAGGUGUGAACUUACCAGCAGCUCAGUUGCAAAUUGCAAUGGGUAUCCCAAUGCAUAGAAUUAGAGACAUUAGAUUGCUUUACGGUGUCGAUCCAAAGAGCGCCUCGGAGAUUGAUUUCGAAUUUUCCACUCCAGAAUCUUCCAAGACUCAAAGAAAACCAAUCCCUAAGGGUCACUGUACUGCUUGUCGUAUCACUUCUGAAGAUCCAAAUGAAGGUUUCAAGCCAUCAGGUGGUGCUUUACACGAACUAAACUUCCGUUCUUCUUCUAACGUUUGGGGUUAUUUCUCUGUUGGUAAUAACGGUGGUAUCCACUCGUUCUCAGAUUCUCAAUUUGGUCAUAUUUUCGCCUUCGGAGAGAAUAGACAGGCUUCCAGAAAGCAUAUGGUUGUUGCAUUGAAGGAGUUAUCGAUUAGAGGUGAUUUCAGAACUACUGUUGAAUAUUUGAUCAAAUUGUUGGAGACUGAAGACUUCGAAGACAACACCAUCACUACUGGUUGGUUAGAUGAUUUGAUCUCCCAAAAGAUGACAGCUGAAAAGCCUGAUCCAACUCUAUCAGUCAUCUGUGGUGCAGCAACCAAGGCUCACAUUGCCUCAGAACAAGCCAGACAAGAAUAUAUUGCUUCCUUGAAAAGAGGUCAAGUUCCUAACAAAUCCUUGUUACAAACCAUGUAUCCUAUAGAGUUCAUUCACGAUGGAAUGAGAUACAAAUUCACUGUUGCUAAAUCUGCAGAUGACCGUUACACCCUAUUUAUUAAUGGUUCGAAGUGUGAAGUUGGUGCAAGAAAACUUUCCGACGGUGGUUUACUAAUUGCAGUUGGUGGUAAAUCCCAUACUAUCUACUGGAAGGAAGAGGUUUCUGCUACAAGACUAUCCAUUGAUUCCAAGACUACCCUAUUAGAGGUCGAAAAUGAUCCUACUCAAUUAAGAACCCCAUCGCCAGGUAAGUUGGUGAAGUUUUUAGUUGAAAAUGGCGACCAUGUCAUUGCAGGACAACCUUAUGCUGAAGUUGAAGUUAUGAAAAUGCAAAUGCCAUUGAUUUCUCAAGAAAAUGGUAUUGUUCAACUUUUGAAACAACCUGGUUCGACUCUUGCAGCUGGUGAUAUUCUUGCCAUUUUAUCUUUGGAUGAUCCAAGUAAGGUAAAACACGCAAAGCCAUACGAAGGUAUGUUACCUGAAAUGGGCUCACCAAUUGUUGAAGGUACCAAGCCAGCUUACAAGUUCAAAUCUUUAGUCACUACCUUGGAAAAUAUUUUGAAGGGAUAUGAUAACCAAGUUAUUAUGAAAACUUCCUUGCAACAGUUGAUUGAAGUAUUGAGACAACCAGAGCUUCCUUAUUCUGAAUGGAAAUUGCAGGUUUCUGCCUUGCAUUCCAGGCUUCCUCCUCAUUUAGAUGAACAACAAGAACAACUAGUUAGCCGCUCUUUCAAGAGAGGUGCUGAUUUCCCAGCAAGACAAUUGGGUAAGAUGUUUGAAGCUGCUCUAAAUGACCCUAAUGUCGAUCCACUUUUCCACACCACCAUCGAACCGCUUCUUGACAUCACUAAUCGUUAUUCUAACGGUUUGGCUUCUCAUGAACAUUUCGUGUUUGCGACGUUCUUAGAGAAUUAUUACAAUGUCGAAAAGUUGUUCUCGGGCUCCAAUGUUCGUGAAGAAGAUGUCAUCUUAAGACUACGUGAUGAGAACCCAGAUGAUUUGGACAAGGUUGUUCUGACUGUUCUUGCCCAUUCUAGAGUUUCUGCCAGAAACAACUUGAUAUUGGCAAUUUUGAAGCAUUACCAACCUUUGUGCAAAUUGAAGUCUGAAAUUGCUGCCGCCAUUGAGAAACCAUUAAAGCAUAUUGUCGAAUUGGAAUCAAAGGCUACUGCAAAGGUUGCUCUACAAGCCAGAGAAAUUUUAAUUCAAGGUGCUCUACCAUCCAUUAAGGAGAGAACGGACCAAAUUCAAUACAUAUUAAAGUCUUCUGUUUUGAGCACUUCAUAUGGUUCGACUGAAAGCAAACGCACUAAACCUGAUUUAGAAGUUUUGAAGGACUUGAUUGACUCAAACUACGUCGUGUUUGAUGUUUUAUCUCAAUUUUUGACUAACUCUGACGACGCUGUUGCAGCCGCAGCCGCUGAAGUCUACAUCAGAAGAGCAUACAGAGCUUACACAAUUGGGGACUUGAUGCAUUUCAAGACCUCUGGCUCUCCAGUGGUCGAAUGGAAGUUCCAACUACCAUCUGCAGCAUUUACUUCUAUGCCUCAAGUCAAGAGUAAGUUGGGUAUGAACAGAGCAAUCUCCGUUUCCGAUUUGACAUACGUUUCCGAAGGCGAGAACCAACCACUGAGAACUGGUUUGUUGAUUCCUGCCAAACAUCUUGAUGAUGUUGACGGAAUCCUAUCAUCUGCUCUCUCUAUGAUUCCUCCUCACCAUGUGUCUACUGGACCAGCUCCAGAUAGAUCAGGCUCUUCUUCUGCUAGCUUGUCUAAUGUUGCCAAUGUUGUGGUUAAUUCUACUGAAGGAUUUGAAUCUGAGUCUGAAGUGUUACUAAGAUUAAAGGAGAUCUUAGACUUGAACAAACAGGCUCUUGUAGAAUCUGCUAUCCGUCGUAUCACAUUUGUGUUUGGUUACAGCGAUGGUACUUAUCCAAAAUACUAUACUUUCCGUGGUCCAAACUACAAUGAAGAUGAGACUAUUCGUCAUAUAGAACCUGCAUUGGCUUUCCAACUUGAGUUGGGUAAAAUGUCGAACUUUAACAUUAGACAAAUCUUUACCGAGAACAGAAACAUCCACGUAUAUGAAGCUGUUGGUAAGAACUCUCCUGUAGACAAGAGAUUCUUCACAAGAGGUAUCAUUAGAACCGGUCGUAUUCGCGAUGACAUCUCAAUUGUUGAAUAUUUGACUUCUGAAGCAAAUAGAUUGAUGAGUGACAUCUUGGAUAACUUAGAAAUUAUCGACACCUCCAAUUCCGACUUGAAUCAUAUCUUCAUCAACUUUUCUGCUGUUUUCGAUGUUUCUCCAGAAGAUGUGGAAGCUGCAUUCGGUGGCUUCUUGGAAAGAUUUGGUAGAAGAUUAUUGAGACUUCGUGUUGCUGCUGCCGAGAUUAGAAUCAUCAUCAAAGACCCUCAAACAGGUACACCAGUUCCCCUAAGAGCUUUGAUUAACAAUGUUUCUGGAUUUGUUGUCAAAACUGAAUUGUACACGGAAGUGAAGAAUGCCCAAGGUGAGUGGAUCUUUAAGUCUUUAGACAAGCCUGGUUCCAUGCACUUAAGACCAAUUGCAACACCAUACCCCGCUAAGGAGUGGUUGCAACCUAAGCGUUACAAGGCCCAUCUAAUGGGUACUACUUAUGUUUACGAUUUCCCCGAAUUGUUCCGCCAAGCUAUUGUUACUCAAUGGAAGAAGUAUUCUCCAAAGAAGAAAUUGUCUGAUGACUUCUUUAUUGCUAACGAAUUGAUUGAAGACGAAAAUGGAGAACUCACUGAAGUUGAUCGUGAAUUAGGUGCAAACAACAUUGGUAUGGUUGCUUUCAAGGUGACAGCUAAGACUCCAGAAUACCCACAUGGUCGUCAAUUCGUGAUUGUUGCAAACGAUAUCACCUACAAAAUCGGUUCUUUCGGUCCACAAGAAGAUGAAUUCUUCAACAAGGUUACUGAGUAUGCAAGAAAGAGAGGUAUUCCACGUGUCUACUUGUCUGCCAACUCUGGUGCUAGAAUUGGCAUUGCUGAAGAGUUGGUUCCAUUAUUCCAAAUUGCAUGGAAUGAUGAAAAAGAUCCUUCUAAGGGUUUCCAAUACUUAUGGCUCACAGAUGAAGCUUUGGAAGAACUCAGAGCCCAAGGUAAGGAAAACUCUGUUGUUACUCAACGUGUUGUCGAAGAAGGAAAGGCAAGAAAUAUUAUCACUGCUAUUAUUGGUAGCGAAGAUGGUCUUGGUGUUGAGUGUUUGAAGGGUUCAGGUUUAAUUGCCGGUGCAACUUCUAGGGCUUACAAGGACAUCUUCACUAUUACUUUAGUGACUUGUAGAUCGGUUGGUAUUGGUGCAUACUUGGUUAGACUAGGUCAAAGAGCAAUUCAAAUUGAAGCUCAACCUAUCAUCUUGACCGGUGCUCCUGCUAUUAACAAGCUUUUGGGUAGAGAAGUUUACUCAUCUAACUUGCAAUUGGGUGGUACUCAAAUCAUGUACAACAAUGGUGUUUCUCACUUAACUGCCCCUGAUGAUCUAGCUGGUGUUGAGAAGAUCAUGAAUUGGUUAUCUUAUAUUCCUGCUAAGAGAGAUCUUCCUGUUCCUAUUUUAGAAUCUGACGAUAAAUGGGAUAGACUUGUCGACUUUACACCAACAACCAACGAGCAAUAUGAUGUUAGAUGGAUGAUUGAAGGUCGUGAGACUGACGAAGGUUUCCAAUAUGGUUUGUUCGAUAAAGGCUCCUUCCAAGAAACUUUGUCUGGCUGGGCUAGAGGUGUUGUUACUGGUAGAGCUCGUUUAGGUGGUAUUCCAUUAGGUGUUAUUGCUGUCGAAACACGUAUCGUUGAAAAUCUAAUUCCAGCUGAUCCAGCUAACCCAGAUUCCACCGAAAUGUUGAUUCAAGAGGCUGGUCAAGUGUGGUAUCCAAACUCCGCUUUCAAGACAGCCCAAGCUAUCAACGAUUUCAACCACGGUGAGCAAUUGCCUCUAAUGAUUCUAGCAAACUGGAGAGGUUUCUCUGGUGGUCAACGUGAUAUGUACAAUGAAGUCUUGAAAUACGGUUCUUUCAUUGUCGAUGCUCUAGUAGAUUAUAAACAACCAAUCAUUACUUACAUUCCACCAACUGGUGAAUUAAGAGGUGGUUCUUGGGUUGUUGUUGAUCCAACUAUUAAUGCUGACCAAAUGGAAAUGUAUGCUGAUAUCAAUUCUAGAGCUGGUGUUCUAGAACCUGAAGGUAUGGUUGGUAUCAAAUACCGUAGAGAAAAGUUGCUAGCUACUAUGGCUAGGUUGGACGACAAGUAUAGAGCUUUGAAGGACAGAUUCGCAAACCCUGACUUAACCCCAGAGGAACACCAACAAGUCUCUAAGGAGCUUGCUGAACGUGAGAAGCAACUACUACCAAUCUAUCACCAAAUCACUGUUCAAUUCGCUGAUUUACAUGAUAGAUCUGGUCGUAUGUUGGCAAAGGGUGUAAUCAGAAAAGAGCUGAACUGGCCAGAAUCCCGUCGUUUCUUCUUCUGGAGAUUAAGAAGAAGAUUAAAUGAAGAGUACCUAAUGAGAAGAUUGAACAAUGAGCUAGGAUCAGCCUCAAGAUUGGAGAAGAUGGCUAGAAUUAGAUCAUGGUACCCUGCAUCCGUCAGCUUGGAUGACGAUAGACAAGUUGCUACUUGGAUCGAAGAGAACUAUCAACUCCUAGAUGAACAAAUCAAGAGUGUUAAGCUAGAAGCCUUUGCACAAAACUUGGCUAAAUCUAUCAGAAAUGACCAUGAUAACUCUAUUAACGGUUUGGCUGAAGUCUUGAAGCUCUUAUCUGUUAAGGACAAAGAAAAGCUUCAAAAGGCUUUGGAAUGA
Kluyveromyces marxianus DMKU3-1042 is the source of this 6699-nucleotide messenger RNA. It is a transcript of the gene ACC1, whose product is annotated as acetyl-CoA carboxylase ACC1. Bases 1 to 6699 code for a protein of 2232 amino acids. Gene Ontology annotation, biological process: fatty acid biosynthetic process. Gene Ontology annotation, molecular function: ATP binding; acetyl-CoA carboxylase activity; metal ion binding. The record is from RefSeq and is a predicted model, not a curated record. The transcript has a single exon. Lineage: Eukaryota; Fungi; Ascomycota; Saccharomycetes; Saccharomycetales; Saccharomycetaceae.